AUGCCGGCGUGCCAGUCCGAGCCAGUCUGCUGUGACAGCGCAGUAAAAUUCUCCUUUUGGCUCUGGCGGGCGGCGCUGGCCCGAGACAUCCUGCAACAAGCCCCGAUGCCCGCUCCGGACGACGACCCCGACGAGGAGGAGGACAAGAAGGAGAUCAAGGCGCUCGACGAGGGAGACAUCGCGCUGCUCAAAACCUACGGCGUCGGCCCGUACAACAAGAAGGUGCUCGGGGUGGAGAAGGACAUCAAGGAGCUCAACACGAAGAUCUUUGAGCUGGUGGGCGUCAAGGAGAGCGACACCGGCCUCGCGCCGCCCUCCCAGUACAUGAUCAACGUGAAGCAGAUUGCAAAGUUCGUCGUCGGACUGGGCGACCGCGUCGCGCCCGCCGACAUCGAGGAGGGCAUGCGCGUCGGCGUCGACCGAAACAAGUACCAGAUUCAGAUCCCGCUGCCCCCGAAGAUUGACCCGACGGUGUGCGGCGCUGGCGGCGGCCAGAGGCUGCUCUCUUGGGCGCUGUGA
Molecule: messenger RNA, 519 nt
Organism: Emiliania huxleyi CCMP1516
Lineage: Eukaryota; Haptophyta; Isochrysidales; Noelaerhabdaceae
Exons: 6
Coding region: 1-519 (172 amino acids)
Source: RefSeq, a predicted model, not a curated record